This is a messenger RNA of Trichoderma harzianum CBS 226.95, 684 nucleotides long. RefSeq lists its product as hypothetical. The transcript has 3 exons. The record is from RefSeq and is a predicted model, not a curated record. Bases 94 to 462 code for a protein of 122 amino acids. Lineage: Eukaryota; Fungi; Ascomycota; Sordariomycetes; Hypocreales; Hypocreaceae.
CACGGUUGAUUUGUUGCAACGCAAACGCUCUUCUUAACCACACAACCAACCAACGACCUCACCACUGCUGAACUACACAAAGACAAAACUACAAUGUCGAGCAACAAGAUCCUCGGUGACAGAGACGUCAACGCCGCUCUAGCCGAUGGGCAGCCUCUCGGCAAGGACGUCAAGAGCAUGGAGUACCAUCGCCAGGUGUUCCAAUCCAGAAUGGCUCAGGAUGGAGUCAAGCAAUAUGUCUCUCCCUCCGAUACCAUCAUGAGCCCCUGCACAGCAAAGCUCUCUGCCCUGCGCAGCAAGCAAGUCACCAAGGCCAAACCAAAGUCUCUCUUCGCCCAGGCGAGCUCUAAGAAACUCAACACCGACGAGAACCUCAUCGGCACAAGGUCCCCUCAGGUCGACAAUCCUCUUGGUGCUAGAAGCGUCAAGACCGAGCGUACCCUGACCUCCCGACUUCGCUGAUCUGGGGGCCUUGUGUCCCUUUUAUAUUCAUUUUUAAUAUUGCUUCGUUUGGUCUGGGUUAUUUCUUUUGUACAUUAACGACUGCUUCCUUUUUUCAAACGCUCUCGUCAUGAUUAGAGACGGGGGGAAGCAACUAGGUUGGGCAAGACCUCGGAACUAAGGGUUAGAGGCUAUCGCGGGAAACUUGUGGGUUUUUUAAGGGGCUUUGGCGUUUUCCGGAUU